This is a messenger RNA of Drosophila innubila, 4875 nucleotides long. It is a transcript of the gene Src64B, whose product is annotated as tyrosine-protein kinase Src64B. Gene Ontology annotation, biological process: innate immune response; cell differentiation; protein phosphorylation. The transcript is spliced from 7 exons. The record is from RefSeq and is a predicted model, not a curated record. Gene Ontology annotation, cellular component: extrinsic component of cytoplasmic side of plasma membrane. Gene Ontology annotation, molecular function: ATP binding; signaling receptor binding; non-membrane spanning protein tyrosine kinase activity. Lineage: Eukaryota; Metazoa; Arthropoda; Insecta; Diptera; Drosophilidae. Bases 952 to 2619 code for a protein of 555 amino acids.
ACCCAUUUAGUCGAAAAAAGACCGUUGAACGAGUUGGACGCAUUUUCAGUGCGAGGCUUUGUCGGUCGGUGUUUUCUCGUUUCUUGUCGGUGAAAAAUAAGAAUUAUCAACAAAACUAAAGUGGAGACAAAUUAAUGAAAUUGAAAUCAGUAGUGAAUAUUACAUGAAACAUAAUUUAUACAGGAAGCCAACGCGAAGUAGCGCCAGUCGUAACGACCGUGAAAUAAAAAGCAGCGCAACUGUGACUGCGACGCUGACAGCGACUGCGUUUUAUAGCUGUAACUGUAAAUGCUCUGCGGAUUUACCGGCUUUUGAAAAGUUGUUGCCAAUAAUAAAACGCCAGCAUAAUACUGCAAAAAAAAAUAAAAACCCACUCGAUUAUUUCGUCUAAUUAAAAAGGUGGAAAAGGCUUAAACAAUGUGCAGACAGUUGCUGGCUAAGGUCGCUGGCAGGACACAAAACCACAAGGAUAAUCAACAAACAGCAGCCAGCUAAGCUCUGCAGCAACAUCAACAACAACAGCAGUAACAAAAAGAAUUAAUUAUUUUUUUUAUAUAUACGAAAUGCAUUUUUGAAAGCGAUUAUAAAUCAAGGCAAUGCCCUCCAUGCAACUUUUGAUGCAAGCAGCUUAGAGGCAACUUCAAACACAACACAUCACAUACACACAACAACACACACACACAUAUACACAACCACACAAAUUGACUGAUAGUUUAAAAAAAAUACUAAUUACAACCAUAACAAAAACAGCGGCAGCCAUAAAGCUACAACAACUUUAACAGCGUAAACAAAUCUUUUCAAUUAUUAUUAAGUAAACACUGCAACUCGUAAUAUGCCAAAUAUGCGUUGCCGCUGCAGCUGCAACUGAAUUCGCAAAAUCAACAACAACAGCCACAAGCACACUAAGCAGAACAACAUAGAGAACAACAAUACACACACACACACACAACAAUGGGCAACAAAUGCUGCAGCAAACGACAGGAUCAGGAACUGGCAUUAGCCUAUCCAACGGGCGGCUAUAAGAAGUCCGACUACACUUUUGGCCAGACGCACAUUAACAGCAACAGCGGCGGUGUUGGCGGUGCUGUUGCCACUGCCCUUGGCCAAAAGCACAACAAUGGCGGCUCCCUGGACUCACGCUAUACGCCAGAUCCGAAUCGCGGUCCACUGAAAAUAGGCGCCAAGGGCGGCGUGGAUAUCAUACGAACGCGCACAACGCCAACUGGUGUGCCUGGUGUUCUGCCAAAGCGACGCGUUGUUGUUGCUCUGUACGAUUAUAAAUCGCGCGAUGAGUCUGACUUGAGCUUUAUGAAGGGCGACCGCAUGGAGGUCAUCGACGAUACCGAAUCCGAUUGGUGGCGCGUUGUCAAUCUGAGUACACGCCAGGAGGGUCUGAUACCGCUCAACUUUGUGGCCGAGGAGCGAAGUGUCAACAGCGAAGACUGGUUCUUUGAGAACGUGCUGCGCAAGGAGGCGGAUAAGUUGCUGCUGGCGGAGGAGAAUCCGCGUGGCACAUUUCUAGUGCGUCCCUCGGAACACAAUCCCAAUGGCUAUUCGCUAUCCGUUAAGGAUUGGGAAGAUGUACGCGGCUAUCAUGUGAAGCACUAUCGCAUCAAGCCACUGGACAAUGGUGGCUACUACAUAGCCACAAAUCAAACGUUUCCAUCGCUUCAGGCCCUGGUCAUGGCCUACAGCAAAAACGCCCUCGGUCUGUGUCACAUUCUGUCGCGUCCCUGCCCCAAACCGCAGCCACAGAUGUGGGAUCUGGGUCCAGAGCUGCGCGACAAGUACGAGAUACCACGCUCUGAGAUACAGUUGGUGCGUAAAUUGGGACGCGGCAACUUUGGCGAGGUCUUCUACGGCAAGUGGCGCAACAGCAUCGAUGUGGCGGUCAAAACGUUGCGCGAGGGAACCAUGUCAACGGCUGCGUUCCUCCAGGAGGCGGCCAUCAUGAAAAAGUUUCGACACAAUCGCCUUGUGGCCCUCUAUGCCGUCUGCUCACAGGAGGAGCCCAUCUAUAUUGUGCAGGAAUUCAUGUCAAAGGGCAGCCUCUUGGACUUUUUGCGUGAGGGCGACGGUCGCUAUUUGCACUUUGAGGAUCUCAUCUAUAUUGCCACGCAGGUGGCCAGCGGCAUGGAGUAUCUGGAGUCCAAGCUGCUCAUCCAUCGUGAUUUGGCGGCCCGAAAUGUGCUCAUUGGCGAGAAUAAUGUGGCAAAGAUAUGUGAUUUUGGAUUGGCGCGCGUCAUUGCCGAUGAUGAGUACUGUCCCAAGCAGGGAUCCCGCUUUCCCGUCAAGUGGACAGCGCCCGAGGCCAUCAUCUAUGGCAAGUUUAGCAUCAAGUCGGAUGUGUGGUCAUAUGGUAUACUGCUAAUGGAGCUUUUCACGUACGGACAAGUGCCCUAUCCGGGCAUGCAUAGUCGUGAGGUUAUUGAGAACAUUGAGCGCGGUUUCCGCAUGCCAAAGCCAACAAAUCAUUACUUCCCCGACAAUAUCUAUCAUCUGCUCUUGCAAUGCUGGGAUGCGGUGCCGGAGAAGCGACCGACGUUUGAGUUCUUGAAUCAUUAUUUUGAGUCAUUCUCAGUGACGUCGGAGGUGCCGUAUCGGGAGGUGCAGGAUUAAGCGGCAGAAGCAGCUUUACUCACAUCAACAACACACACUCACACACACACACAAACACAUCUAUAAAUAUAUUUAUAAAACGUUAUCUAUAUGUAACGUAAACAUUUAUACAUAUUUACUAUAAUUCUUAAGACUUUUAAAUGGCAAAGCAUUAGUUGCAUACAGAACAACCAACAACAACAAAAGCUACAACAACAAGCAAAACAUUUACAUAGCUCUAUAUGUAUGUAUUUGUGUAUAAGCGUAUAUAACCAAUAUAUUGCAAAAUGAAGAAAACGAAAUGCAACAUUUUACAUAUAUUUUACACGCAAAACUAUUUUAUAAUUUAUAUACCUACUUGUAUGUACUAUGAAAAUAGCAAGUAUUUAACUAGUUUUGUAAGCUUAACAAAAACAAAAAGAAAAGUAACCAUAACUAAAAGAACAAUUUAUGAAAAACAUAACAUGAAAAUGGCAAAUCUUUUUCUAUUUUCCAGUCCAACAGCAAACAAUUUAAUCGGUGCUUAAAUUACCAAAUCUUUAUCCCCCUUUUCUAUCUCUCUCUCUUAACUGCUGAAUUUCUUCUGGUACUUUCCACAAAACUAACCCAAAGUAUUAUUUAACUCAAUCAAUAUGUAGUCGAGAUUGUUGCUAAUUGUAGGGAAACAAAUCACAAUGAUGGCAUUUAACUUAUAAGGCGCCAACUGAUCAGCCUCCUCCCCAAAUCUACUUCCAUGUCACAUCAACUUUUUUUCGACUCAAAUUUAUUAAAAAAAAAAAAAUAAUGUAAAACCAAAAUUAUUUUUGCUGCUUCUACGAGUAGUUGAGGCUAACAAAGAAAUAUGCAAACCGUAAGAAUAUCUCCGAAAUUAUUAUAGAAAUUUGUAAAAGAUUUUGUAAAAAACCAUUAGAAAAAAAAAAAUACAAAAACAAUCGUAAACUGUAAACUUUUGUUUAAAUGUUUAUAGUACAUUUAAGUUUAUGCCAAAACUAUUAGAGGUUUUUUUGUAUAUCUAAGCACAAGAAAAGUGAAAUUAUCAAAUUAUGUUAUAUGAAACGCAAAUGCAAUGCACAUUAUCAUUUGGGCACAGUCCAUAUAUAUAAAGCCUAAUGGAUCUACAUUUAUUCUAACUUCAAAUAACCCAAGUCAAUGCCAUACAAGAUGAUACGUAUAAUGAAAAUGGAAAAUCUGCAGUCUUCAGGGUUUCAAAAUGCAAAAUACCAUUACUUAUGAAAGGAAUUCUUAUCAAUCAAACAACAAAUACAACACUUAACUCACAUCUAUGUUAGUCGUUAGGAAAGGAACUCCAUGUAGAACAGAAUAGAAUGAUAUGAAUGUGUUUUAAUAUUUUAAUUUAUUUGAUUAUUUUUGUUAUAGUUUCUAAGUUUAUGUGUUGGCCAUUGUGUGCACAUCUGUAGCAUAAAACCAAAGUUUAGCAUUUCGUAUUAUAUAUAUAUAUAUAUAUAUAUAAAUUCUAUCUAUAUAUAUGUAUUUGUAUAGAAAAUUUAUACGGCAACUUAAUGCAUUUCACUCUCUCACAUACAUACACACACACAUUCACAAUACACCUAAAUACACACACUCACUCACACAUAGAGAAAAUAAGGCAGCUUAAACUACGUGUAGCAAGAAAUCAUUGCAAUCAUUGUAUGAAAUUGCAUUCAACGUAUAUUUAAACAGUAACUAAAUCAUUACAAGAUAAAAGAUAAAUAAAUAUUGUUAUAAUUAAAAGCAAAACUGAAAUUGUUUAGCGUAGUUGAUGAAUUUUUGUAUAUAUACUUGACAUAACGUGUAGCAAUAAAUGAAAUUGAAUUGAAUAAACUAAACUAAACAAUAAUAAUAAUAAUAACUAUACAACAAUAGUAGCAGCAGCAGACACAAACGGUUCAUGUGGCACGCCAGGUGGCAACAACAAUUUGACAAAUUUUUUAUACAAUAUAACAACAAAAACACGGCAAUCAAAUGGACAGAUUUCUAAAAUUUUCCAGCCUCUACCUUUUGGUUGAAGGGGGUGUUAGAGGGGGCGUGCCGCCUGUGCCGUUGCGUUGCGUGCAACGUAAAAACUAAACACUGUCAUAUAUUUAAUUAUAGACAUAAUAAAUUAUAUUAUAAUUACUAUAUAAUACAGAUAAUAUUAACAAAAGGCCCAAAAACUGCAACAUAAUACUAACAAAAUAAUGCGAAACUGAAUUUAGCUGAUGUAUAACGAAAAAGAUGUGUCCCGUUCGGCGUGUAAUGCAUAAAGAUAAAUCAAUAAAAUAAAAAAUAUGUAAUAAA